Messenger RNA from Aureobasidium vineae, 1131 nucleotides. NCBI's taxonomy places the organism in Eukaryota, Fungi, Ascomycota, Dothideomycetes, Dothideales, Saccotheciaceae. The record is from the annotation of a GenBank genome assembly.
AUGUCAGGUGUCAGCGCCAAAGAGGCUCAGGCCUACCUCAUCGANCCCCUCAAUGCUCCGGAGCCAUCACAAGAGACUGGCCCGGGUACGCACUUUUACCCUCCUGGGGCCUCGGCCACCAAGACUGCAUCAUCUACAGCAUCGCCCUCUCCUCCAGCAUCCUCCAAGAACCCUUUCCGUGACUCUAUGAGCGGAAAGGGUGACUAUCAAGAGGGCCCUUCUUCUUCCCACCGUCGCAACUUCAGCGGUGACCAUCUCAUGGGCGAGCCAUCUGGCAGCCGCCCUCGUAGAACCAGCUCGCUUAGUCAACGCUACGCUGGAGACAUGUCCAACCAGCCUCUAAACAUGCUUAGAAAGGAUAGUAAGAAGGCCUACCGCGCUCCUCACCUCAACAAGCGUCACAUUCCCGGUGCUGACACGAUCGACCGCCUCGACCCAACCCCCAACAAGCUUCCCUACCAUCACGAGGGCCCCUAUGAUGCUGCUCUGCUAGCCCGUAACAUCAGCUACAAAUCCAGCCCUAUCGCCGCCUUGGAGGACUCUAACAGAGAAGCACUGAAGGCCACACCUGCUGAGAAGAUCAAGGAUGCUCUCGAGAAACACAAGCCUCUCGAUGGCGUUGCUGUCGUUCCNCCUGGCCAACGUGACCAGCUUGGGCGUGUCUACAACUACGAGGAGGGAACUGACAUGAUGCGUGAGGGUAACCCUGAGGGUGGUGCUUACAAGCAAUGGCCUGGAGAAGUAGGUUUCGUGUAUAACAUUGCAUUAUCAUCAUUUACUGACCGCUUUACANNGGAAUAUAGCAAAGACGAUCUCGAAGGCAAGGGUGAACCUGCAUACNNUCUCGACCGUGCCCUCAAGGCUCACACCAUCCACGAGCGUGACUUUGACGGUCAGCGUGGCAUCGAGUUGUCAGACCGUCCGCUUAUGAGCGACUACGACAAGAUGAAGGACAGAAAGAAGCUCGACGACCGUGAUCCUGUCGAGAUUGCUGGCGGAGAAUCUCGCUACGCUGACCUCACAAUGGCGGCCGACACUGAUGCCCACAUGAACCGAACAAGCAGCUUGCGCAAGGCAGGCGAAGGUCUCAAGAAGAGACUGAGCUUGAGAAGAAGAAAGCAGGAAGACUAA